AUCUUAGAGGAAUUUGUUGUGAUUAGGGUUUUGUUUUGUUCGACGGAAAUAUGAUGAAAGCUUCGUUUGGAAGGUUAAGAAGAUUCGCAUUACCCAAAUCCGAUGCGAUUGAUAUAGGAGAGCUUUUUCCCACUGCGCAAAUUGAAGGUCUUGCUCGAGCCGCCAAGGAUAUGCAAGACAUGAGAGAGGGUUAUGAUAGAUUACUCGAAGUAGCUGCUGCGAUGGCUAAUAGCGCAUAUGAGUUCUCUGAAUCAUUGGGGGAAAUGGGUUCAUGCUUGGAGCAAAUCGCGCCUCAUAAUGAUCAAGAAAGUGGUGGAAUUCUUCUAAUGUUAGGUAAAGUUCAGUUUGAGCUUAAGAAACUCGUCGACACUUAUCGUUCUCAAAUAUUCAAGACCAUUACACGACCUUCAGAGUCACUUCUCAGUGACCUUAGAACUGUUGAGGAUAUGAAGCAACAAUGUGAAGAAAAGAGAGACGUUGUUAAGCACAUGAUAAUGGAGCAUGUGAAAGACAAGGUACAAGUUAAAGGCAGUAAAGGGGAGAGACUUAUUCGCCGUCAGUUAGAGACUGCUCGUGAUGAGCUACAAGAUGAGGCUACUUUGUGCAUUUUCCGAUUGAAAUCUCUCAAGGAAGGACAAGCUCGAAGUCUCCUCACACAAGCAGCCCGCCACCACACUGCUCAGAUGCAUAUGUUCUUUGCUGGUCUAAAAUCGCUUGAGGCAGUAGAGCAACACGUCAAAAUUGCUGCAGACAGACAACACAUUGACUGUGAGCUCUCUGAUCACGGGAACGAAAUGGAUUGUAGUGAGGAUAAUGAUGAUGAUGACCGACUUGUUAACAGAGAUGGAGAACUUAGUUUUGACUACAUAACAAGUGAGCAGAGAGUAGAAGUUAUAUCUACACCACAUGGAUCGAUGAAGAUGGAUGAUACAGAUCUCUCAUUUCAACGCCCUUCACCUGCAGGAUUAUCAACAGUAAAUGCAGAUCCUAGAGAAGAGCACCCAAUGUCAAACCGUGAUCGCAGAACGAGCAGCCAUUCAGCACCUCUGUUUCCGGAUAAGAAAUCUGAUUUAGCAGAUAGAUUAAUGAGGCAAAUGACUCCAUCUGCAAAUGCUUACAUAUUACCAACUCCGGUCGAUUCAAAGUCCUCACCAAUCUUCACAAAACCUGUCACCCAAACAAACCACAGUGCAAACUUAUGGCAUUCAUCUCCACUAGAACCGAUAAAAACUGCUCAUAAAGAUGUGGAAAGUAACCAAUAUUCCCGUCUUCCCCGUCCUUCAGAACACGCAUUCUCUGGACCACUCAAGCCAUCCUCAACCCGUCUUCCAGUACCAGUUGCAGUUCAGGCUCAGUCAUCUUCUCCAAGAAUCUCUCCUACCGCUUCACCUCCGCUUGCUUCUUCUCCACGGAUCAACGAACUCCAUGAGCUUCCAAGACCACCGGGUCAAUCUGCACCGCCACGACGCUCGAAAUCUCCUGGUUUGGUUGGUCAUUCGGCUCCAUUAACGGCUUGGAAUCAAGAAAGAAGCAAUGUAGCUGUGUCAACAAACAUUGUAGCAUCACCACUUCCGGUUCCACCGCUUGUUGUACCGAGAAGCUACUCUAUACCUUCUAGAAACCAGAGAGCCAUGGCUCAACAACCGCUGCCCGAGAGGAACCAAAACAGAGUAGCCUCUCCACCACCUCUGCCGCUAACUCCAGCGUCUCUGAUGAAUCUCAGAUCGCUGUCUCGGUCUCAAGUCGGGGAAGUAGCUCCGAGCGGACUAAUUAGAGGAGUAAAACUGACUGAACACUGACCUUGUAACGGUCGCGUUUGAUCAAAACGUUAGUUGUAGAAAUAGACCCAUAAGUAAAUAUAGAAGUUGGUAUUUUGUAAUUUCCUUAGUUGUUGAAUGAAUCUCCUGAUUUGUUAUUAAGCCUCCGAUAUUUUUUUGCUCUUUUUUAUCCUUUAUCUUUGAAAGAUUAUUUUCUUACUUAUCUCUGAGAACUACCAUUAAAAAUGAGAAUUUAAA
This is a messenger RNA of Arabidopsis arenosa, 2015 nucleotides long. NCBI's taxonomy places the organism in Eukaryota, Viridiplantae, Streptophyta, Magnoliopsida, Brassicales, Brassicaceae. The record is from the annotation of a GenBank genome assembly.